UCGUGAUUGAAAUUGGAGAUGAGAAAAAGCAGACGUCUGUGAAAGAAGGAACCAAUGCUCCCUUUUACAAUGAGUAUUUUGUGUUUGACUUCUUUUGCAAUCAAGACAUCUUUUUUGACAAAGUCAUCAAACUUUCUGUUAUGCACUCAAAGAUCAUGAAGAGCUUCUGUGUGGGAAUGUUCAAGAUUGAUGUCGGGACGGUUUACUCCCAACCUGGCCAUCGGUUCAUCAAUAAGUGGGCCACGCUCACAGACCCCGCUGACAUCCGCACAGGGGUGAAAGGGCACUUAAAGUGUGAUAUCAGCGUGUCAGGAAAGGGAGAUGUUGCACUACCGUCCCAGAAGUUCAGUGAUGCAGAGGAACAGAUAGAUAAGCACCUCCUGCUUCCUGAAGGCUUAAGCCCUGAACGGCCAUGGGCUCGGUUUUACGUGAUAGUGUACCGAGCAGAAGGUCUUCCCAGAAUAAACUCCAGUAUUAUGGCCAAUGUGACCAAAGCCUUUGUUGGAGACACGACAGCCCUCAUAGAUCCUUACGUAGAGGUGUCAUUCUUCGGUCAAGUUGGCAGGACGUCUACUCAGAAGAGCACAGCAGAACCAGUAUGGAACGAGCAGGUGGUGUUUAAGGAGAUGUUUCCUCCACUGUGUCAAAGACUGAAAAUUCGGGUUCUGGAUGAGGGAAGCAUGAAUGAUGUGGCCAUUGGGACUCAUUACAUUGAUCUACACACCAUCUCAAACGACAAUGAUGGAGACAACGGUUUCCUGCCCACAUUCGGACCAGCAUGGAUCAACCUCUACGGCUCACUUCGUAAUUCCACACUGGUGGACGACAGCCAGGAGCUGAACGAGGGUGUUGGAGAGGGGGUGUCCUACAGAGGCAGGGUUUACAUAGAACUGGGUGUGGAAAUCCUGUCUGGAGGUGCUGAAUCUAAAUCCCUGCUUUCAAAGAUCAGUCUGAAAGAUACCAAGGGAGGGAAAGCAGCGGGGAAAGAUCCCAAAACUGGGACAGGAGCUGGAGGUGAGGAGGAGAAGUCCAAGACUAUAGGACCUGAGGUGAUGCCAGUGGAGCCCACACAGAAGAUCAAUGAUGGAGACAAGGAAACCUUCCUGCUCUUUGGCUGUGUGUUCGAGGCUUCCAUGAUUGACAGAAGAAUCGGUGAUAGACCUAUCAGCCUUGAGUUCACCAUUGGUAACUUUGGGAAUUUAAUUGAUGGUGUUGCACCGCCUCCUUCAAAGAAAAAGCUUGAAGAUGUGUCCCUUACCACUCCUCUUCUGGACACCACAGCAACAAUGACGUGCAAAUCUACUACAAUACCAGAGAGACCUCUUUUCGGAGAUGCACAGAGGCACUACAUGCACUUACCCAUCACAGCGCAAAAGCCCUGUGUGUAUGUUUAUGGCAGCUGGGAGGAUCGAGUUUACCGACUCCAUCACGCCAACAUGCUGGACACAAUCGCCCUGAUGUUUGAGGAGGGAAUCGCUAAGGUGGCAGAAUUGGAUAAAAUGUUGUCUCCAGAGGCAUGGUCUCUUAUGCAUCAUGUUCUUCGGGAAUUUAGAAGAGAUGCCAGAGAGUUUAUUGCUUUUGCUGAAAAAAAGGUGAAGGGAAGCAACUUGACCUUACUGGACAAAAAGAGGCUGACACUGUGCAAACAGGAGCUGGAGAGUAUGACUGAAGUAGCAGGAGGACUCCUUGAGCCCAAGAGGAGAUCUUUGACUGUAAAAGAGAUGCUGCUGGAAGUCCAGAAAAUUAAAAAGAAACUGAGAUUUCUGGUCGAAGAGCCUCAGCACACUUUACCAGAUGUGUUUGUGUGUCUGGUCAGUAAUAACAAGCGUCUGGCGUAUGCCAGAAUCCCUGCUCGUCACCUUCUCUUCUCUGAAAGCCCAGAGCAGAGAGGCAGAGACUGUGGGAAGAUCAAGACCCUGUUCCUCAAGCCUCCAGGGAAGCGUGGACCGGGGUGGACCGUCCAGGCUAAACUUGAUGUGUACUUGUGGCUGGGAACUUGCAGAGAUUCAUCCUGCAUGUUGAAUGAUCUCCCAUCAGGCUUUGAACUGGAAGGCGUCUCAUCUGAGGACAGGACUGGCCCUCCUCCUGAGUAUUUACUCUACACAGAGAAGCACAUGUUCCAGCUGAGGGCUCAUAUGUACCAGGCUCGUGGUCUCAUCGCAGCAGACAACACUGGCCUCUCAGACCCCUUUGCCUGGGUGUCUUUUCUGUCCUAUAGCCAAAGCACUGGUAUCAUCAAGCAAACACUGACUCCCACGUGGAAUCAGCUGAUUCUGAUAAAUAACGUGUCUCUGUAUGGAGGGCUUGAUGAAAUAGUCCAGGACCCCCCGCUAGUUGUGAUUGAAGUGUAUGAUGAUGAUGCAGUGGGUACAGAGUACCUGGGGUCGACAGUGGCUGUUCCUGUAGUCAAACUGUCAGAGGAGCGAUACUCCCCUCCUCAGCUGAAGUACAGUCCAUUGUUCUGUGGCGGCCUGUCAGGAGGAGACAUACUGGGAGCCUUUGAACUCAUUCAGAUCUCAAAGUCAGGAGAACACACACUCCCUGAUUUAGAUGAGCCAGAUGGAGGGGUUAUCCCUGUACCUUCAUACAUCCGGCCUGUGCUGUGCAAGUACAGAAUUGAGGUUUUGUUCUGGGGCCUCAGAGAACUGAAGAAAGUUCAGCUCUUAUCCGUCGAUCGGCCUCAAGUUUUUAUCAAGUGUGCAGGAGCAGGCGUCAACUCCUCAGUGAUACAGAGUUACAAGAAAAACCCGAACUUCACAAUACUUGUGGAUGCCUUUGAUGUGGAGCUGCCUGAAGAAGAACACCUCCUCCCUCCACUUACCAUCACCGUUGUAGACUGGAGGGCCUUUGGACGGAGCACACUUGUGGGUAGUCAUAUGAUCAACAACUUGGCGUUAUUCAAGCACAUCCCUUCACCGAUCCAACAGCCCCAACAGGAGCCCAGAAACAUAGCAGUGUCUCUGCUGUCUCUGCAGCAAAGUGUUGUGCCACCGCCAAAUGAGGAGAUCGCCAUUGAAAUAGAGCAGGAGGAGAUAAUCCAGUCUCCCCCCAAAACUGAGCCAGACUUCCAGGACCAGAAGGUGUCGAAGAAGAGCAAACGAAGAUCUACUAAAAGGAAGAAACGCACCACGGCUGAUGAGUCUGCUGAUAACGUCAUCGAUUGGUGGUCGAAAUACUAUGCAUCAAUGCAGAAGGUCCAACAGGCAAAGCAAAAAGAAAACAAUCCAUUUCCACUGCUCUUUGAAAAUACAUCAGGUCUUAAAGACAAGAAAAAAGAGGUGAAUUACAAGAGUGUGAUAGAACAGCCCAGGCUUGCAACAUUACAGGUGUAUGACAAAGAGCUGGAGGCAGAGUUUGGGCCUUUUGACGACUGGGUUAAAACCUUUGAACUCUACCGAGGAAAGGCCAAUGAGGAGGACAGCUCUGCUGAUGAGAGAUUUGUCGGGAAGUUCAAGGGCAGGUUCUGUCUGUACAAGAUGCCAGAAACAGACAAUGAGGAAGAGGAUGGAUAUUUGGAUUCUGGGCAGUUUAAAAUAAACCAGGGUAUUCCUCCAAACACCGCAGUAGACGUCCUGAUCCGUGUGUACAUAGUUGCAGCCUUCAACCUGCACCCUGCGGAUCCAGAUGGCAAAGCAGACCCUUACAUAGUGCUGAAACUUGGGAAAACUGAGAUCAAAGACAGAGUCAAUUACAUCCCAAAGCAGCUCAACCCAGUGUUUGGAAGAUCCUUUGAAUUUCAAGCCACUUUCCCCAAGGAAUCCCUGCUAACUAUUCUCAUCUAUGACUAUGAUACUGUCGGUGGUGAUGAUUUGAUUGGAGAAACGCACAUCGAUUUGGAGAACCGUUUUUACAGCAGGCAUCGAGCUACCUGUGGUCUGCCUACUGAAUAUGCCAUUGAGGGUUAUAAUGCAUGGAGGGACUGCAUCAAACCAGCGGACCUGUUGAUUAAGCUUUGCAAAGAAAACAGACUGGACAACCCUCACUUUUCUCCAGGACGCAUUACCAUAGGAAACAAAGUCUUCACAGGGAAAACUGUAUUUGCUGAUGAAGAUCAGAUGGUGGAGUCGUACGAGCACUUGGCUCUAAAGGUGCUGCACAGGUGGCCUGAGUUGACCAGUGGGGCCUGUAAACUUGUCCCAGAGCAUAUUGAAACUCGCGCACUCUACCUCAAGGACAAACCAGGAAUAGACCAGGGCCAUCUGCAGAUGUGGGUGGACAUUUUUCCAAUGGAUCUGCCUCAUCCUGGCCCUCCUGUGGACAUUUCCCCUCGCAAACCCAAAGGGUAUGAACUGAGAAUCAUUAUCUGGAACACUGAAGAUGUAAUACUAGAGGACACCAACUUCAUUACAGGACAGCAGUCAAGUGACAUUUAUGUCAAAGGGUGGUUAAAGGGUCUUGAAGAUGACGGCCAGGAAACUGAUGUCCAUUACAAUUCUCUGACCGGAGAGGGUAACUUCAAUUGGCGCUUUGUGUUCCCCUUUAACUACCUGCCAGCUGAGAAAGUGGUGGUGGUUCAAAAGCGAGAAAACAUCUACUCUUUGGACAAAACUGAACAGAAGAUCCCUGCAGUCCUUGUUAUGCAGGUGUGGGACUUUGAGAGGCUUUCUUCUGAUGACUUCCUGGGCUCAGUGGAGUUGGACCUGCAUGGGUUUCCACGUGGAGCUAAAUCAGCUAAAGCUUGUAAGAUAGAAAUGCUGACAGAAACCACAGAGAACAUCUCUAUCUUUCAGCAGAAACGCUCCAAAGGCUGGUGGCCCUUCAUUAAAGCUGGCGAACUCACAGGGAAGGUAGAAGCGGAGUUCCACCUCGUGACAGCUGAAGAGGCAGAGAAAAAUCCAGUGGGCCGUGCACGAAAAGAGCCAGAGCCUCUAGAGAAACCAAAUCGUCCAGACACAUCCUUCUCCUGGUUUAUGAAUCCUUUCAAGUGCUUCUUUCACCUGAUCUGGGGGAACUACAAGAAAUACAUCAUUGCUGGACUGGUGCUGUUGAUCGUGACCUUGUUCCUGGUUCUUAUCUUCUACACCCUACCAGGGGCGAUCAGUAGUAAGAUAGUCAAUGGGUAAUUAAGCACCCAUAUAAAGUCACUGGAAACAAUGGAGCAGCACAAAUUUAAUUCUUGUUGCUUUAAUGCAUUGCCAUCUUGAAGCACACAUUUAAACACUUGCUCAGGAGCAUAACUUGAUUGAUUUUAGGAACAGUCUUAUAUUAUCUUAAGAUCUUAUAUUUUAUUUAAUAUGCACCAACAAAUGUAACAUACACAACAUUAAACAUUUAAUAAUCGUUAAACAGCAUAACACUGAACAUAGCACAUGAAAACUGUAGGAAACAUAUUUUAAUCACAUCCUACCUAGUGUAAAAAGAUGAAAUGUUCUACUGUAGAGCUUUAAAACUUGAGAAAUGGUUAUGUAGUGACAUUCAAAAUGACAGUAACAAGUAAAAAAUGAACAUUUGUGUAAAUUAUAUAAAACAAGCGAGAGUAACCCCAAUCGGUCCAUGUCAUAUAAAUUUGUGAGGGUUAAAAUAAAUAUCUUGGUAGUCUUUGUGAAACACAUUGUGUAUUGCCUUAUAUUGAUUUCAGUGUUUUCUCUCAGCUGAUUGAAAUUCCAUGUCACUUCUCAGAAUACCAAUUAAACUGAAUUAAAGGUAAUCUUUUCCAAUAAAUAAAAAAGCUUUAUAAAGUUCUUAUUCAAAGACAAAAACAA
Ctenopharyngodon idella (grass carp) is the source of this 5702-nucleotide messenger RNA. It is a transcript of the gene fer1l6, whose product is annotated as fer-1 like family member 6. Gene Ontology annotation, cellular component: membrane. The transcript is spliced from 37 exons. The record is from RefSeq and is a predicted model, not a curated record. The coding region runs from base 141 to 5063 and encodes 1640 amino acids. Gene Ontology annotation, biological process: plasma membrane organization. NCBI's taxonomy places the organism in Eukaryota, Metazoa, Chordata, Actinopteri, Cypriniformes, Xenocyprididae.